AGCCGCUGCUAGAAGCUAGCAACAACGGGCUUUGAACGCGGGCAUGGGCGCUGUGCGCGGGGCGCCCCGGAUAGGGCUACAGCUUGGGGGACACUGGGGCCCAGUACAGGGCCCCGGCCCCCUCGGGCCGUGCCGAUAACAGUGGGGCUGGUGCCUGCGGGCCAUGGAAGAGUCUGGGUCCCCCGGCGGGCUCAGCCGGGACCAAGUGGAGCGAUGUAUGAGUACCAUGCAGGAAGGGACCCAGAUGGUGAAGCUCCGUGGCAGCUCCAAGGGCCUGGUCCGCUUUUACUACCUGGACGAGUACCGCUCCUGCCUCCGCUGGCGGCCUUCCCGCAAGAACGAGAAGGCCAAGAUCUCCAUCGACUCCAUUCAGGAGGUGAGCGAGGGACGGCAGUCUGAGAUCUUCCAGCGCUACCCUGACAGCAGCUUCGACCCCAAUUGCUGCUUCAGCAUCUACCAUGGCAGCCACCGUGAGUCACUGGACCUGGUCUCACCCAGCAGCGAAGAGGCUCGAACCUGGGUCACUGGCCUUCGCUACCUCAUGGCUGGCAUCAGCGAUGAGGACAGCCUAGCCCGCCGCCAGCGUACUAGGGACCAGUGGCUGAAGCAGACGUUUGAUGAGGCCGACAAGAAUGGGGAUGGCAGCCUGAGCAUCAGCGAGGUCCUGCAGCUGCUGCACAAACUCAACGUGAAUCUGCCCCGGCAGCGGGUGAAACAGAUGUUCAGGGAGGCAGACACAGAUGACCAUCAGGGAACACUGGGCUUUGAGGAGUUCUGCGCCUUCUACAAGAUGAUGUCCACGCGCCGAGACCUCUACCUGCUCAUGCUGACCUACAGCAACCAUAAGGACCACUUGGAUGCCUCUGAUCUGCAACGCUUUCUGGAGAUGGAACAGAAGAUGAAGGGUGUGACACUGGAGAGCUGUCAAGACAUCAUUGAGCAGUUUGAGCCCUGCCCAGAAAACAAGAGCAAGGGGGUGCUGGGCAUUGAUGGCUUUACCAACUACACGAGGAGCCCGGCUGGUGACAUCUUCAACCCCGAGCACCAUGGUGUACACCAGGACAUGACGCGGCCGCUGAGUCACUACUUCAUCACCUCAUCGCAUAACACCUACCUCGUGGGUGACCAGCUCAUGUCCCAGUCUCGUGUGGACAUGUAUGCCUGGGUCCUACAGGCUGGCUGCCGCUGUGUGGAGGUGGACUGCUGGGACGGGCCUGAUGGAGAACCCAUUGUGCACCAUGGUUAUACUCUGACCUCCAAGAUCCUUUUCAAAGACGUCAUUGAAACCAUCAACAAAUACGCCUUCAUCAAGAAUGAAUACCCAGUGAUCCUGUCCAUUGAGAACCACUGUAGUGUUGUCCAGCAGAAGAAGAUGGCUCAGUAUCUGACUGACAUCCUCGGGGACAAGUUGGAUCUGUCCUCGGUGAGCAGUGAGGAUACCACCAUGCUACCUUCUCCACAGAUGCUCAAGGGCAAGAUCUUGGUGAAGGGGAAGAAGCUCCCGGCCAAUAUCAGCGAGGAUGCAGAGGAAGGCGAGGUGUCUGAUGAGGACAGUGCCGAUGAGAUUGAUGAUGACUGCAAGCUCCUCAAUGGGGAUGCCUCCACCAAUCGGAAGCGUGUGGAAAACAUUGCUAAGAAGAAACUGGAUUCUCUGAUCAAGGAGUCGAAGAUCCGUGAUUGUGAAGACCCCAGUGACUUCACUGUCUCCACGCUGUCCCCAUCCAGAAAACUUGGGCACAGAGCAGAGGCCAAGAAGGGUCAGAGCAAGGCCGAGGAGGAUGUGGAGUCCUGGGAGGACACAGGGGCAAGCAGGCGGAACAGCCGUCUCCUCCUGAGCAGCUUCUCUAAGCGCAAGAAAAAAGGCAGCAAAAUAAAGAAGGUGGCCAGCGUGGAAGAGGGGGAUGAGGACCUGGACUCCCCAGGAAACCAGAGCCGAGGGACAGCCCGGCAGAAGAAGACCAUGAAGCUGUCACGGGCCCUCUCGGACCUGGUGAAAUACACCAAGUCUGUGGGCACCCACGACGUGGAGACGGAGGUGGCAUCCAGCUGGCAGGUGUCAUCCUUCAGCGAGACCAAGGCUCACCAGAUCCUUCAGCAGAAGCCUGCCCAGUAUCUGCGCUUUAACCAGCACCAGCUUUCACGCAUAUACCCCUCCUCCUACCGUGUCGACUCCAGCAACUACAACCCACAGCCUUUCUGGAAUGCUGGCUGCCAGAUGGUUGCCCUGAAUUACCAGUCAGAGGGGCGGAUGCUGCAGCUGAACAGAGCCAAGUUCAGUGCCAACGGCAGCUGCGGCUACGUGCUCAAGCCCCUGUGCAUGUGCCAGGGCGUCUUCAACCCCAACUCUGAGGACCCUCUGCCCGGGCAGUUAAAGAAGCAGCUGGCUUUGAGGAUCAUCAGUGGCCAGCAGCUGCCCAAGCCACGGGACUCGAUGCUGGGUGACCGUGGGGAGAUCAUCGACCCCUUCGUGGAGGUGGAGGUCAUCGGGCUCCCUGUGGACUGCAGCAAGGAGCAGACCCGAGUGGUGGACGACAAUGGCUUCAACCCCAUGUGGGAGGAGACAUUAGUAUUCACUGUGCACAUGCCAGAGAUCGCGCUUGUUCGCUUCCUCGUCUGGGACCAUGACCCCAUUGGGCGUGACUUCAUUGGCCAGAGGACACUGGCUUUCAGCAGCAUGAUGCCAGGCUAUCGGCACGUGUACCUGGAAGGGAUGGAAGAGGCCUCUAUCUUUGUCCAUGUAGCUGUUAGUGACAUCAGUGGUAAGGUCAAACAGACUCUGGGUCUAAAAGGCCUGUUCCUCCGCGGCCCAAAGCCAGGCUCUCUGGACAGUCAUGCUGCUGGGCAGCCCCUGCCCCGGCCUUCCGUUAGCCAGAGGCUCCUGCGGCGCACAGCCAGUGCCCCAACCAAGAGCCAGAAGCCAAGACGCAAGGGCUUCCCCGAGCUGGCCCUGGGCACUCAGGACGCAGGCUCCGAGGGGGCAGCUGAUGACAUAGUACCCUCUAGCCCCAACCCAGCUCUGGAGGCCCCUACCCACGAGAGGUCAGGCGGCAGCAGUCCCCGAGAUACCCGCCUCUUCCCCUUGCAGCGGCCCAUCUCCCCCCUGUGCAGUCUGGAACCCAUUGCUGAGGAGCCGGCCCUGGGCCCUGGCCUCCCACCUCAGGCAGCCGUCCCCACAGGUCCCUCUUGGGAAAGGCCUCAGUGCCCUGCUGAACCUGGAGCCAAAGUGACCAUCCCUCAGAGGACAUCUUUGGGAGCUUUUGGACCCCUCCAGCCCAGGAUUGGGGGCCACAGGGACAAUGAAGACCCACCCCCAAAGCCCCACAAUGGUGGGAUCCCCAGUGGGUCACAUGGGGGGACGUCUGGCAGCCAGAUGGACAGCAAGGGCCACUCCCGGGCCCUGGGCCACCUGCCAGUGGUCAGAAGGGCCAAGAGCGAGGGCCAGGUGCCUUCAGAGCAUUUGGGUACAUGGCGGCCCCUGGCUGGGCCCUCCCCAACCCCUGCAGUAUACUCAGAUGCCACAGGCGGUGACAGGUUAUGGCAACGGUUGGAGCCUGGCAGCCACCGUGACAGUGUGUCCUCGUCCUCCAGCAUGUCAUCCAGUGACACUGUCAUCGACCUCUCCUUGCCCAGCCUGGGCCUUGGCCGAAGCCGCGAGAGCCUAGCUGGGGUCUCUCUUGGACGCCUGCACCCACGGCCCUGCUCGACCUCAGCUGCCCCCCCUGACCUGCCUCCUGUGACCAAGAGCAAAUCGAACCCCAACCUACGGGCAGCAGGUGGGCUGCCUCCCACAUCUGAUGAGCUUCGGCCCCGGCCUCUGGCUCCAAGACUGCCCAGCCUCCACUCCAGGCCACCCUGGCACCGCCUCACCUUGGUGGGCCUGCAGGACUGUCCAGUGUCUGCCAAGUCCAAGAGCCUGGGGGACCUAACAGCCGAUGACUUUGCCCCCAGCUUUGAGGGCAGCUCCGGCAGCCUGAGGUGUGGCCUGGGUCCCCUGGGUGCAGUGCAGCAGGGGCUGGGGCCAGGGUCGCAGCGGGAUGCCCUGACAGAGCAGCUUCGCUGGCUCACCGGCUUCCAACAGGCCGGGGACAUCACAUCACCCACCAGCCUAGGUCCGGCAGGGGAUGGGGCUGUGGGGGGCCCCAGUUUCCUGAGGCGCUCCUCCUCCCGCAGCCAGAGCCGAGUGCGCGCCAUUGCCAGCCGGGCUCGCCAGGCUCAGGAACGGCAGCAGCGGCUGCGGGGCCUGGAUCCCAGGGGUCCCCCGGAAGAGGAGCGGGGCAUCCCUGAGGGUACCUGUUCUGUGGGCCACGAAGGAUGUGUGGAUGUGCCAGCACCCUCCAAGGGAGCCCCUGAGCAGGUGUGUGGUGCUGAUGGCCGGCAGCUGCUCAGGUUCCGACCCCACCCAAUGCGAUGAGCUGGCCACAUUCCCUGUGGCUGCUCAAAGGAGCAGCCUCGGCCCACCUUUUGCUCAGGAAAUGGAGCCACUGGGUCCGCAAAGCUGCUGUGCCCCACCCAUUGUCUGGAGCACCCAGUAGCCUCCCCCUCAGCCUUGGCCGUCCUCGUCCCUGCUCCUGGGGAGAGAUGGACAGAUAGCCCUGUCCACCUGUCCUGUUGGGCAGUUUCCACAUUUUAAGAUAUAUACAUAGAGAUAUUUAACUUUUUAGAAGCAAAACAUACACAUCAUUAGAAUGAUUCAGAGCCCUUUCCCACUGUUCUCUCUGAUGUCUGGCCCUGCAAUGUGUGCUGCGUGUUCCCCCACCUGCUGUGCACCUGUAGCCCAGAAUGCCUGUGACCUGCCCACACCUGCUGGGAGGUUUGUCUCUGUCCCCCACUCCAUUGUGCAUCUGGCUUGUUCCAAACAAACCACCCAGUGACUGUAACUCGGGAACACUAAUAAACCCAUCAGGCCUGCUC
Messenger RNA from Nannospalax galili (Upper Galilee mountains blind mole rat), 4911 nucleotides. It is a transcript of the gene Plch2, whose product is annotated as phospholipase C eta 2. Lineage: Eukaryota; Metazoa; Chordata; Mammalia; Rodentia; Spalacidae. The coding region runs from base 164 to 4411 and encodes 1415 amino acids. The transcript is spliced from 22 exons. The record is from RefSeq and is a predicted model, not a curated record. Gene Ontology annotation, biological process: lipid metabolic process; phosphatidylinositol-mediated signaling. Gene Ontology annotation, molecular function: phosphatidylinositol-4,5-bisphosphate phospholipase C activity; calcium ion binding.